UGCUUAUGACUUCAUCUCACACCUUCUUCCUCCCCAAGUAAAGCAAAACAAAUAUAAACCCUCGAUCGAAAUCAAUUCGAAUCCAUUAGGGUUUUGUAUCGCCGCCGUCUCCAAAAUCCCCAUUCUUCUUCGUCCUCCUCCUCGUGCUCUCGGAAGAAAGAAGAAGAAGAUGGCCGCGGUGUCGUUCCUGACAAACGUGGCGCGGGUGGCGAUCGGGCUGGGGACGGGCGCCACGCUGAUGAACGCGUCGCUCUACACGGUGGACGGUGGUGAGCGGGCCGUGCUCUUCGACCGGUUCCGCGGUGUGCUCCCGGAGACGGUGGGCGAGGGCACCCACUUCCUCGUCCCCUGGCUGCAGAAACCCUUCAUUUUCGACAUCCGCACCCGCCCCCACACCUUCGCCUCCAACUCCGGCACCAAGGACCUGCAGAUGGUCAACCUCACCCUCCGCCUCCUUUCCCGCCCGGACGUCGCCCACCUUCCCACCAUCUUCACCUCCCUCGGUACCGAGUACGACGAGAAGGUCCUCCCAUCCAUUGGCAACGAGGUCCUCAAGUCCGUCGUCGCCCAGUUCAACGCCGAUCAACUGCUCACCGAGCGUCCCCACGUCUCUGCCCUCGUCCGGGACGCCCUCAUUCGCCGUGCGCGUGACUUCCAUAUCGUUCUCGAUGACGUCGCCAUCACCCACCUCUCCUACGGCGUCGAGUUCUCCAGCGCCGUCGAGAAGAAGCAGGUUGCACAGCAGGAGGCCGAGCGCUCCAAAUUCCUCGUCGCCCGCGCCGAGCAGGAGCGACGCGCCGCAGUCAUCCGCGCUGAAGGUGAGAGCGAGGCCGCCAAGCUCAUCUCCGACGCCACGUUUGCUGCCGGUACUGGCCUCCUCGAGCUUCGCCGGAUCGAGGCCGCUCGCGAGAUCGCCACCACCCUCUCAAAAUCGCCCAACGUCGUCUACCUCCCUGGAGGGAACAACAUGCUCCUUGGUAUCAACCCUGCCGGCAUGGUACAAGGCCGGUGAACUUAGGGAUUCCUCUCCCCUGUUCUCUUCCCUCACCUUCCUUAUCCUUCAUGAAGGUUUUACUUCUACAUUGAUCUUGAACUUGCUCAUAGGAAUGUUUGAUGAGGAGUGUUUUGGUACUGUAGUCCAAUGAUGUUUCCAAUUCAAUAAUGCUUCAUACUUGGUUCGUUUGGACCUUUAUUCUGCUUCA
This is a messenger RNA of Musa acuminata AAA Group (dessert banana), 1202 nucleotides long. RefSeq names its product prohibitin-3, mitochondrial-like. The record is from RefSeq and is a predicted model, not a curated record. Gene Ontology annotation, cellular component: mitochondrion; membrane. Bases 170 to 1012 code for a protein of 280 amino acids. NCBI's taxonomy places the organism in Eukaryota, Viridiplantae, Streptophyta, Magnoliopsida, Zingiberales, Musaceae. The transcript has a single exon. Gene Ontology annotation, biological process: mitochondrion organization.